Messenger RNA from Melitaea cinxia (Glanville fritillary), 2345 nucleotides. RefSeq names its product quinone oxidoreductase (gene Drat). The coding region runs from base 151 to 1296 and encodes 381 amino acids. The record is from RefSeq and is a predicted model, not a curated record. Gene Ontology annotation, molecular function: oxidoreductase activity. The transcript is spliced from 5 exons. Lineage: Eukaryota; Metazoa; Arthropoda; Insecta; Lepidoptera; Nymphalidae.
CUCUAUGUCAUAUCAAUAUGUCAAAUUGUAUUAUUAACGUCGUAUAUCGUAUAAAAAUAAAUCGUUAAUUAGUGCUCCACGAAAAGUUGGCUUUUUCUUCAUUUUAGAAAAGCAUCUUUUCAUCUUGAGAAAUAAUAAAAAACAUCAGUUAUGAGCAAACUUUGCAGACAGGUUUCGAUUGAGUCUCCAGGACCGACGCUUAGGGAGUGUGUGUUCAGUUUUGAUGUACCCGUCCCAGAUGUGCCUAUGUAUGGUGCAAGAAUUCGAGUAGUUUAUGCAGGUGCUUGCUACAGAGUCACUCGCACUCGUUCCACGUCCAUGUGUAGCACAUCUUCUGUUUCAUCUAUUGAAAGUUUGCCCAGAGAGAUGGAUAGCUAUGGAAGUCACACUUCUACGCCGGCUCACAUUGGCCUGCGGGAUGGUGCUCUCUUCCCUGGAUAUGAAGUGGCUGGUAUCGUUGAUGCCAUUGGAAAAGCUGCAGAGUGUACAGAUGGAAUAACAGUUGGAUCAAGAAUUGUUUUGUAUCCGUACGAAGGUGUACCACAUGGAUAUGCUGAAUAUAUCGUGGUGCCUGACUUUAAGUGCUUAGUACCAGUACCGGAGCAACUACCCCUUAGUAUUGCUGCAAUGUUGCCGACUGGUGCUUUACUUGCAACAAAUACAGUACAAACAGCUUGCGAGUGCUUAAAAACUAUUUUGGAGGGUCCCAACCAGAAAGAUAAUGCUACAGUCCUAAUAGUGGGAACUGGAGGACUAGCACUUUGGGCUUUGCGUAUCGCGACGCAUUACUUCCGACAGUUGCCGUAUCAUAACCGCAUCCGCAUAUCAGUUGCAACGUUGAAAGACGAAGGAAUCAGUUUAGCCAAGGAAAACGAAGAAAUAAAGGUAGUGCAGUGGUCUGAGGAUCUCUAUGAGCGGCAGUUGAUCGAGCGUACGAUAGACGCUUGUGGUGGACCCGUGGAUGUAGUUCUCAACUUUGGAACGACAUCACGCUCGCUGCAUCGUUCUCUGCAAUGUCUUGCUCCGGGUGGUAUGGUGCUCGUGACGGAAGAUAUUGGCGAAAAGUUAAUGCCUAAAUUUGUAAAGAAAGCCGAAGAGAUGAAUGUUAAUAUUGUAAUUGUUCCAAACGGAACCAUUGAACAACUCAAGGAUAUGGUGCAAUUGGUUGCGAAAGGAGAGAUCAAACCGCCGCCCCAUUCAGUAUAUCCUGCAGAAGAGGCCCAGGAAGUAGUGAGAAAAUUGUGUAAUUCCGAAAUUAAAGGUCGCGCCAUACUUAAAUUUCACAAUAUUGAUUAGUCUUUAAUAUUUUAUACCCUAUGACCGAAACUACCUGUAGUUAUGAUUGAUAUGUUAGUAUGAAGAAUUUAAAAUUCAGAUACUAAAUGAACGAGUAGAUGUUUAAUUUUUGAAUGUGUUUAAAUAUCAACAAACAAACACUAAUUUGUGUUUAAUUCAAAUAUUUUUUGUUUAAUUAGUGUAUAAAAAUAUUUUAUCAAAUUAAUACAGUAAUACCCUGCUUACUUGCUAUACUUUUAUAAUAAUACGUUUCUAAAAUUAUUUACAAAUACAAUUUAUUUUUGUUAAUAAUCCAUAUUCAUUGUUACUUUGGCUUCUAUAAAUAUGAAUCGUAAGUUGAAUAUGUUCAAAUAUUUAAUUGGUGUAGUGUACCCGGCGAUAAUUAUUUCAUACAUUAUCUCUAUUGGUCUGUAGAUUGUUAAACAAAUGAUUUACCAAUGUCACAAAUUAUGUUUUUGAAAAAAUAUUAACAUUAGAUAAACUGAGAUAAAAGGUAAAUAAACAUUUUAUACGAACUUUGAGAUGUCUUGGGAUACAUUAUAAUACAAUGAUUCAUAUAUUAUUUUAUAUUACUUGUAAUAAUAUGUUUCUAGUAUUUUAAAAUUUUAUUCUUCAUUUCACAAAUGCGCACAGAAAAUACACAAGUUUUUCAUCAUUUCAAAAUAUUUGUUACAAUUUUUUUUUAUGAAAAACGUCAUACAACGUGUGACUACGGCAUGAUAUAAUUAAAGCUUGUAAGGUAAUACAUGUGUAUGUUCUGCAAUAGUGCGGUUACUGCAAAAAACAACUGAUCUAUUGUCCCUUUUAAAAUAAUUUUGUGUAACUAUAUUAUUUUAUAUUCCAGUAUAUCUUGUAUACAAUAUUUAUGUAAUUGAUAUUUUUUAAAUUUGUCUACCUACUGCCAUCGCUACAAAUUACAAAUAGGUAUAUAUACAAAACACAUUUAUAAAAAUGUGAACUAUUUCGAACCUUUUAUCGCAGUAUUCUUAUGUAUUAUUUGAGAAUCAUUAUGCAGCAGUUGCUUUAAAUACAUUAUGCUAAGAUUUCAA